CCUAGCCCCGCCCUCCUCCACGCGACAAUAUGUUUCCAAUGAGCGUGCACGGACGCGCGCUCCGCUGCCGGAUUUUCUGACGGUUCCGAUCCAGAAAGACCACCGAGGCGAGGAAAGAGGGAGAUUGUGCUGCGGGCUCCGUGCGUGCGCAUGACGGCCAGCAUGUUGGCGGGACUCGGCCCGGUCGUGCGCGGGUCCGGCGGGCUUGCGCGAGCGGGAAAACAACACCUUGAAGACGCGUGCACGUUUGAGUGACAGCAAAGGACGCAUCGAGAUGUCCGCCUCCUGCAGCCCCACGCCCCCUCCACAAGCAUGACGGUGGUGUCCACGGACAACGUGGACGAGAGCGCCACUCUGCCGGGUCACCCUCAGGACGACGAGUUCGGCGUUGCCGAGUGCUGCGAGCGUGUGGUCAUCAACGUGUCGGGUCUUCGCUUCGAGACGCAACUCAAAACGUUGGCGCAUUUCCCGGACACGCUCCUGGGGAACCCUAAAAAGAGGAUGCGCUACUUCGACCCGCUGCGGAACGAGUACUUCUUCAACCGCAACCGACCCAGCUUCGACGCCAUCUUGUACUACUACCAGUCCGGGGGUCGGCUGAGGCGGCCCGUCAACGUCCCGCUGGACAUGUUUUCCGAGGAGAUCAAGUUCUACGAACUCGGGGCCGAGGCCAUGGAGAAGUUCCGCGAAGACGAGGGUUUCAUCCGCGAGGAGGAGCGCCCGCUGCCGGAUAAAGAAUUCCAACGGCAGGUUUGGCUCCUCUUCGAGCACCCGGAGAGUUCUGGCCCGGCCCGGGGCAUCGCCAUCGUGUCCGUGAUGGUCAUCCUCAUCUCCAUCGUCAUCUUCUGCUUGGAGACGCUGCCGGAUCUCAAGGAGGACGUGGGCGAGCGGCGGCGGGCGGCGGGAAACUCAACCGGCAGCUACAGGAGCUACGUGCUAACGGACCCGUUCUUCAUGGUGGAGACGCUCUGCAUCAUCUGGUUCUCCUUCGAGCUCCUCGUGCGUUUCUUCGCCUGCCCCAGCAAGAUGGCCUUUUUCCGGAACAUGAUGAACUCCAUCGACGUGGUGGCCAUCAUCCCGUACUUCAUCACGCUCGGAACCGAGCUGGCCGACGACCCGGACGACAAGGAGGGCAAAGGGGGCGGCGGGGGCGGCGGUGGCGGUGGUGGUGGCGGCGGCGAGCAGGCCACGUCGCUCGCCAUCCUGCGCGUUAUCCGCCUGGUGCGCGUCUUCCGCAUCUUCAAGCUGUCCCGCCACUCCAAGGGUCUGCAGAUCCUGGGUCAGACCCUCAAGGCCAGCAUGCGCGAACUGGGCCUGCUCAUCUUCUUCCUCUUCAUCGGCGUCAUCCUCUUCUCCAGCGCCGUCUACUUCGCCGAAGCCGAGGAGCCCGAGUCGCACUUCUCCAGCAUCCCGGACGCCUUCUGGUGGGCUGUGGUCUCCAUGACGACGGUGGGCUACGGCGACAUGUACCCGGUGACCAUCGGCGGCAAGAUCGUGGGCUCGCUGUGCGCCAUCGCCGGCGUGCUGACCAUUGCUCUGCCCGUGCCCGUCAUCGUGUCCAACUUCAACUACUUCUACCACCGCGAGACUGACGGCGAGGAGCAGGCCCAGCUGCUCCACGUCAGCCAACAGAACCUGGCGCCGGACGACGGCUCCUCGAUGCUCAGCAAGUCCGAGUACGUGGACAACAGCAUCGACAACCUGCGCGAGGCUAACCUCCGCGGCGCCAACUGCACGCCGCCGACCCGGAACUGUGUGGACGGUGGCAAGCUGCUGACGGACGUGUGAGGCUGUUGUCACGGUAACAGCACCUUUUGAUUGAGGACGCCAGCAUCAAAGUGUUAGCCUCAUUAGCAUGUCGCUGAUUGCUUGUUUAGUCCUAUUUUUAGACUUCCUUAGAUUAAAACUCUGUGGACAUUUGGAGGAGGCGGGGUAAGUGCUUGUCGUCAUGGCAACGCACGCGUAGACCCCUCUUCUUCAGCAUGCGGCCUCAUCAUCAUCGCUGUCUGCGUGCGCGCGUGUCAGAGGUUGCCUCAGGAGGGCGGCUUUUGUCCUUCUCUGACGUUUAGUGCCUUCAAGUCGUCUCACCAAGUGCCUUGGCGCCGCUCGCAGACGUCCACGGACGCGCUGACGCCGCCCAGGUGACUGCAUCAUGUGACGUCGAUGACAUGCGACAGCCUCAUCAUCUUUCUUCUCGUGGUGAUGUCGUCUUUUCACGUAAACAGGAAGCGAUGAAACGCGUUGACCUCCAGGGCCGCGUGCGUGGGUUUUGCGCGCGUUCGCAAAGUGGCCGCUUAAAGCGCACAUAAACAGCACGCAGCCUCUGACCAAUCAGCGGCCGGCAGUAGAAAACUAGGCGGAAAAAUGGCCUUCAAAAGGGUGAUAUGAAAGAGCAUUGUUCCAUUGUUGAAAGACACUGUUCAUUUCAUUUCGUCCUAAUAAUAAAGCUUGGAAAUCUACAGAUUACUUUGCGGUGCGUCCAUUUUGUAAGGGUGGGGGGGCCUCCAAAUUAAAUUCAACUUAAAAUUUGGCCCUGGUGACCCCACAUGACUCUAUGGCACCGGUCAGGGUGGGUUUAAACUGAACCAGCGAACCAUGGCGAUGAUGUCCCAAAGAGGGUUCUACAUUCAUUUACCGAUGUUCUUCACUUAACGACCUUUUUAAUUGUUUACAGUGGGGCAAAAAAAAGUAUUUAGUCAGCCAGCGAUUGUGCAAGUUCUCCCACUUAAAAUGAUGACAGAGGUCUGUAAUUUUCGUCAUAGGUACACUUCAACUGUGAGAGACAGAAUGUGG
Molecule: messenger RNA, 2793 nt
Organism: Nerophis ophidion (straightnose pipefish)
Lineage: Eukaryota; Metazoa; Chordata; Actinopteri; Syngnathiformes; Syngnathidae
Product: potassium voltage-gated channel subfamily A member 1-like
Exons: 2
Coding region: 313-1788 (491 amino acids)
Biological process (GO): protein homooligomerization; potassium ion transmembrane transport
Cellular component (GO): neuronal cell body; dendrite; membrane
Molecular function (GO): delayed rectifier potassium channel activity; protein binding
Source: RefSeq, a predicted model, not a curated record